Rana temporaria (common frog) is the source of this 4300-nucleotide messenger RNA. It is a transcript of the gene CHRD, whose product is annotated as chordin. The record is from RefSeq and is a predicted model, not a curated record. Bases 529 to 3369 code for a protein of 946 amino acids. Gene Ontology annotation, molecular function: protein binding. Gene Ontology annotation, biological process: multicellular organism development. NCBI's taxonomy places the organism in Eukaryota, Metazoa, Chordata, Amphibia, Anura, Ranidae. The transcript is spliced from 23 exons.
UCCUCUCCCCUCUUUUGGGUGGGUCUAGGCUGAGUCAGGAUGCUAUGUCUGAGUGUGUCAGGUUGGGGGGGAGCCCAGAGUCCCUGCUGUGCCCUGCUGAGCUAUUCAAUAUUGUUAACAGACACUUUCCUCAGGCAGAAACCCUGCUGAGCGACUCAUCAACUCCCAGAGUGAGUGCAAUAUACUUUGGCAAGAUUGGAGAGAGGGCUGGGGCAAGGAGGGGGGGCUUUGUUUGCUAACAGUGCCUAUAAAACCUGCUUUUGACCAACUCAGCUAUAAGAGGAAGCAUCAGCUAUCUGUGCCUAUUUCAGAUUGAACUGUGCCCUCUGAUCAGUUUGACCUGCUGCAAGAGAAGAGUGACAGGGUAACAGGCGUAGUUGCAAAGUGCCACAUAGUGCUGCUCAGGCACAAGUGACUCAGUGGCAGGGCAGUGGAGAAGAGGAUUUAUCUUAGUGCUCAUCUGGUAGGAUUAAGGAUUGGAAGGGGGAAAGGUAUUUCUGCAGCCUACACUAUUGAACAACUGGAAAAAUGAAGAUGACAUGUGCCCAAUUCCUCCUACUGACGCUCUGGAUUCUAGAUGUUGAUGCCUCACGUCGCAAACUUCUACUUCCAAUCAAACCUGAGCAGGAUCCUUUGCCAUUUAAGUCUCAGAUAGGUUGUCACCUUGGAAAUAAGGUCUACUCCCUGGGGGACACAUGGCACCCAGACCUCGGAAAACCCUUCGGAAUAGCCUACUGUGUGGUAUGCCGUUGUGAGGCGCAGCGGAGCCAUUGGGGAAAAACAUCUGGUAAAAUCGGCUGUAAAAGCAUUAAGGGUCAUUGUCCUGCAAUCACCUGUUCCAAUCCUAUUGAAAUGCCUGGACAAUGCUGCCGAGUCUGCCCAAAGGCUCUUCCUCUACCCCUCAAUCCGAAGAAAUCUGAAUUUAUGUUUGAGGAGUUUGAGUAUUUCCAAGAAAAAGACGAUGAUCUUUAUAAUGAUCGUUCUUACCUCAGCUCUGAUGAUGUCGGUCCUGAAGACAGCCGUACAGAAUACGUUGCCUUUUUGACUGCUUCCAGUCCUGUGUGGCCCCCAGUGAAUAGCGGUCUUGCCAAGGCUAAAUUCAAUUUGCAGCGUUCUAAUUUACUGUUCUCCAUCACAUACAAAGGGAUACAUGGCCUUUCCCGAGUUCGUUUCACAGACCCUGAUGGCUCCGUGUUGUUUGAACAUCCUGUGCACAGAGUGGGGUACCCACAUACUGACACAAUUUGUGGCAUAUGGAGAUCUGUUCCCCGCCCCUCUCUGCACCUUCUCCGUUUAGGACACGUUCUUGUUUCUCUGGUGACCACAGUACUUUCCGAGCCUGAAAUUUCUGGCAAGAUUGUCCGUCACAAAGCUUUAUUUUCAGAAUCUUUUAGUGCCCUUCUAACACCGGAAAGUACAGAGGAAGCAUUGGAACGAGGUCUUGCCAUGCUGACGCUUAGUGAUGUAGAUGACAAUCUGCACUUUAUCCUUAUGCUCAGAGGAAUGCAAGGAGGAGAACAAGAAAGGAUUCCAAUAACUGUGCAAAUCAUACAUCUCAAUCAUGUUAUAAGGGAGCUCCAUGCCAAUAUUACAACACAGGAGCCAGAUUUUGCAGAGGUUUUGCCAGACCUCUCUAGCCGAGAGAUGCAAUGGCUUGGCCAGGGACAGCUGAAGAUUGCAGUGCAGACAGAGGGAAAGCAUGGACAGCGCAUCUCGGGCAUUAUUACAGUCAGGAAGUCAUGUGACACUCUGCAGAGUGUUUUAUCUGGAGGAGAUGCCUUGAACCCAACAAAAAGUGGAUCAGUGGGCUCUGCAACUAUCACACUUCAUGAAAACGGGACAGUGGAGUAUCAGCUCCAGAUUGCUGCCAUUAUGAGUGAAGUGACAGCAGUGACAUUGGAGACCAAACCUCGAAGAAAGAUCAGGAGAAAUAUUCUACAUGACCUAACUAAGGAUUACCAUGAUGGGAUGGCUUUUGGGUUGUGGACAGGCGCUAAUGCCCGGGAUCUGCACAUGUUACUUCAGAGCGAACUUUUCCUUAAUGUAGCCACCCGAGAUUUCCAGGAAGGAGAACUGAGAGGACAGAUCACACCUUUACUAUAUAGCGGGAUGUGGGCCAGACAUGAGAAUCUUCCAAUCCCCCUGGCUGGUCAGUUUGUGUCACCACCCGUGAAGACAGGAUCAGCCGGUCAUGCCUGGGUGUCUCUGGAUGAACACUGCCACCUGCACUAUCAGAUUAUGGUGACUGGUCUGGGGCGUGCAGAGGAUGCAACACUCAAUGUACAUCUGCAUGGCUUUGCUGAACUAGGUGAAGUCAGUGACAACUCAAAUGGUCACAAGAGGCUGCUGAAAGGCUUCUAUGGAUCAGAGGCUCAGGGUAGUGUAAAGGACCUUGAUCUUGAACUGUUCAGCCACCUCAACCAGGGCAAUGCAUUCAUCCAAGUCAGCACAAAGCUUAAUCCGCGUGGAGAGAUUCGGGGUCGAGUACAUAUUCCAAACAGCUGUGAAUCGGGAAGUAUACCACUGUCUCCGGAGGACUUUGAGCGUGAAUCAGUUGAGAAGAGCAGCCAGCGUCACUCAGAAGAUCUUGGAAAGGAUUCCAGAUCGUGUCAUUUUGAAGGAAAACUAAGGGCGCAUGGAUCUAAGUGGGCCCCUGACUAUGACAAGAAGUGCACAGUAUGCAGUUGUCAGAGACGCACUGUGAUCUGUGACCCUAUUGUGUGCCAGCCUCUGAACUGUACCGAGCCUGUCCAAUUAUCUGACCAGUGCUGUCCAGUGUGUGAGGAAAAGAAAGAAAACCUGGAAGUGAAAAAGCCUGUAAAACCUCAAGCUGAAGGGUGUUAUUUUAAUGGGUUUUGGAGGGCAGCUGGUACACAUUGGCAUCCAGUGGUUGAACCUUUUGGUCUAGUCCUUUGUGCAACUUGCACCUGCAAGACUUCCUCACCUGACCUUCCAGACCUGCACUGCGUGAGAAAGACUUGCCCACGGCUUACUUGUGCUAAUCCAAUCCGUGCCAACCCAAUGGACUGCUGCAAGAAGUGUCCAGAGGAGGAGCAAACCCCUGUGGGGUUGGUAGACAGAAUGCAGUCUGAUGAACCACGGAAUUGCAAAGUGAGGGGUCAAGUGUAUUCUAACAAUGAAAAGUGGCACCCAACUUUUCUACAACUUGGAGGAGAGGUGAAGUGCUUGACCUGUGUUUGUGUGGAUGGUGUUCCUCAGUGUAACAGACAGAAAUGGAAAUGCAGUGACCCCGAAUGUAAAACUAGGGGGGAGUCAGACGGAUUUUGCUGCAGUGACUGCCAUGAUCAAACCCAGGAAGAAGAUGAGAAGUACAACUCUGAGGAGCCAGCGGGUACAUGGAGCUACUAAAGAUGAGAGAAAGGGAAUUUGGAAUUCAGAAUCUUUUGUUAUUCCCAGGAAUACAGUUUCAAGUCCGCAGGACUCUCCGAUGACAUAUCCUCUUUUUGGAUACUUUAUUUGAACAUUAUGACUCUGUGAUAUCCUACCAAUCUCCAAAAGACACCUCAAGACAGAUUUGACCUAAUAACUGUCUUUGCCAGCAAGAAUUUCAGAAUUGCCAUAGAACUAUGCUAUGGUAUUAUUUACUAGGAAUCGUCUGAAGACAACUGCAGGACAGUGAUGCCGUAAUUUCCUUUACAACAUAUUUGUAGGACUAAGAUGUUAUGGCUUUCCUAAUGAGGAAACUGCAAGAUUGAUGUCAUACUGAUCCUUGGUUAUCCUGUGUAAGGAUCACACUUGCAGAACUAUGAUGUCAGAGCUUCCCUAAAUAGGCAACUGCAAGAAUAUGAUAUCAUACCGACCCUUUACUGUUCUGUAUAAGGGAUGUACAAAGUGUAAAAUGUGACAGUGUGAUGCAGACUUUAACAAAUUAUCAGUUCAUCUGUUUGGCGGAAGCAUUUCCAGUUUUAGCUGCCCCCACGAAAAUUGAGUACCUUUCUGGGAGAACAUUUAUCACAACAUACAACUAUAAUGUACUCUGCUGUAUCCUGUGGCAUGGGAUGGUUUGCAGCACUGAAUGAAAAGUGAUUGCUAACAGACAAGGAUUACAUUGUAGAUAUGAGAACAACUGAGUAUGUGUAUGUACAUACAUACAUGCCUACUGCUGAUAUAUAUCAUGAAUGUAUUAACAUACACAUGGGUUUUCAGAUUUUGCACAAACGCCUGUGAGGAUUUUGUAUGUAUUAUUUAUAGCGUUUUAAUUGGAUGCAGCAACUGUGUGAAUUGAUUAUUGUGAUUGUAUUUAUUAAACUUCAAUUAAACUGCAGAAAGUUUCCAACUA